Acanthochromis polyacanthus (spiny chromis) is the source of this 2380-nucleotide messenger RNA. It is a transcript of the gene cldn23l, whose product is annotated as claudin 23-like. Gene Ontology annotation, molecular function: structural molecule activity. Gene Ontology annotation, cellular component: bicellular tight junction; plasma membrane. Gene Ontology annotation, biological process: cell adhesion; bicellular tight junction assembly. The coding region runs from base 730 to 1485 and encodes 251 amino acids. The record is from RefSeq and is a predicted model, not a curated record. The transcript has 3 exons. Lineage: Eukaryota; Metazoa; Chordata; Actinopteri; Pomacentridae.
CAUCAGAGAGACCCACAUAAUCCAUCAGCUCUCGGUGCUCCUUAAUAGGAAGCACAUGUUGGAGUGUUCGCUGCUUUUCCCUGUUUAGUGACACUGACGGGGGGGAAGCAGGGAGGCACUUUGUCCUAGAUAGAACACAGACAUCCUUCAGCAAGUCAAAGAGAGAGGCUCGGGCAGACAGUAAGUGAGACAGAGAGGCAGGGAGGCAGGGAGGCAGACAGACGGGGAAGCAGCAGGAAAAAAUAAAGUAGGACGUUGGGGGGGGGAGGACAGAUGCAAGGACAGAGACAUGAAGACAGGGAAAUAAGCAGAUGCAGGCGGCGAAACUGUUGAAGCAAGGAUAGAGGAGAAGAAAGAGGGAGCAAGAAUAAUGAAGAGGUGGCUACACCAUCUGCUGCCACAGAGGGAGAAAUAUGUUAGCCAGUCACACGAGAGCAGGGAGGCAGCCGGCGAUCUGCAGUGAGGUACACACAACCCCUCCUGAAUGGUAGUCAGAAUGAAGAGUCUGCAGCUUAAAGAAAGAAGAGGCUCGAUGAAGAGAAUUCAUCCAAAGAUUUCUCGGAAGUCUCGCCAAAUCAAUAUUUGACCAGCAAGCAGCAUCCCUGUCUGGACUAACAGCCGCUGUCAUCUGUCUUUGGGGGAAUACUCACAUUACACUGAGCCGGUGCUGUCUUAUUUUUACAGAAAAACUAAUUAAGUCUAGCCUAGACAAUCAGAGCUGUUACACUAAUGAUGCACACUCCGGCCUCCAUGGUGAUGGGGAUUGUCUUCGCCCCCUUGGGACUGGUCCUCGUCUUCACGGCUGCCAUCACCCCUCAGUGGAGGGAGGGACAGGCACGUCUGAGCAUGACAGGGCCGGGGUCUCUUCUCCGGUCGGGGGCUAAAGGUCAGGGAAUGGGGGUCAGGUCUGGGUCAGUGGAGGCGCUGCUCUUGCUGCGCUCAGAUGGCCUCUGGGAGAGCUGCCUGCAGGUGGAACACUCGGAGCUGAAGCAGUGCUGGCCUGUAGCUGGUCCGUACCAGAGAGACCCACGGGUUCGUCUGGCCCAGGGCUUGGUGCUCACCUCCUUGUUCCUGUGCGGCACCGGUAUCGUCCUGGCUUGUAUCGGGGUCCGGUGCUGGACUGAUCUGCCCCUGAGAGGCGUCGCAGCCUCAGGAGGACUCCUGGUGGUGACGGCCGGGCUGCUGAGCCUGACUGCUUUAGGGGUGUACACCCACAACCUCAGAAGACUCGGGAUGGAUCCCAGUCAGAGGAUCAACAAUCCCAGGUUCCCCCACCUCAGCUUGCAUGCAGCUGGCUCGCUCUACUUCGGCUGGUUGGGUUCGUGUUUACAGGUGCUCGGAGGAAGCGCUUUGCUGUUCAGCUUCAAACGACCACGAUGCCCAACCUGCCCAUCCCGCCCAGAGCUGCCAGUCUGCCCAGCCUGCCGCUCAUGUCCAGAAAUUACCAAUAAGACAGACAUGGAUGUAUAUGAAGUCAGCUGUUAGAACUUGAACCUUAGACUCACAAAACUUCAAGAAAAAAAUUGGCAAAAAUGAAUACAAUUGGACAACCUCCCUUCUAUCAGCUAAUAAAUCUGCCAGCUGAUACAUAAAUUCCUAAAUUAGAAUGAAUUGCUUCAACCUGAUUAAUGAACGUUAAUGCAGGUAUGAACAUAAUGUAUGCAGCUUCCUCUUGACAUAGAAACAUAGUGUAGGGGUGUAAAUACAAAGUGAUGAAUGUUGAUGAAUAGAAAAAGAUUCAAGUUCCUGCUGCCUUGAACUGCUCCAUGUAGUGAAACAUGACUGAAGUGUCACUUUGUGAUGCCUUUUACAUUGUAGCCAUGACUCUGUACUGUUAUCAAACACACGACAUCUUUUGUGUCUGAACAAAACUGUGAAAUGUAAAAUAUUUGUGAUAUUUAGUAGAUUUGCAGUUCCUUAGAUGAUGGUAGAGCUUCAAAUGAGAAUGGUUUAGAUCCCAUUAUAGGCCACUGUGAUAAAAAUUUAAACAUUGGAUUUUAUCUGUGCUAAUGUGUCUGACAUUCCAGUUUUCUUUGGGAUGCAUAAUGAAUUUUUUUCCAAUUCAGUGACUGGAAACAAUUAAAAAGACCACUUUUUGAAGUCAGAAUAAAGAGAAUGUGUUGUGUAAUAAUCUGCCCCUUUCUUAGCCAGUCUGUCUUGUUAAACUUUUGUAUGAAACCUUCACUACGGAGCCUUCAUCUGAUGAUUGUGAUGUCACUGACAUGAUAACACGAGCAGUGAGAAGAUUCAAAAAAAUGUUGGAGGAGGAAGUGUAACAGGGUGUUGUUUAUUCCUUGUAAAUUAUUUGUUGGUGUAAAGAUAUUAUAGUGUGUUUGCACUUGUUGGUGUAUUCUGCAUUGAAUAAAACAUUUCACAGAUA